Messenger RNA from Phytophthora nicotianae INRA-310, 1373 nucleotides. RefSeq lists its product as hypothetical. Bases 42 to 1373 code for a protein of 443 amino acids. The record is from RefSeq and is a predicted model, not a curated record. The transcript has a single exon. Lineage: Eukaryota; Oomycota; Peronosporomycetes; Peronosporales; Peronosporaceae.
CAUCGCUUUCGUACGAACCCGACACCCUUGACACAACCACCAUGGACAGUUCGUCGAACGGCGCUAUUACUUCACCAAGUCCUGCAAUGUCAGCACCGUGCAAGAGAAAACAAGCACCACUUGAGGUUUCUAUGGACAAAGAAGACGAAGGAGUGAGGAUAGCAUUGCUUUCGUGGCUUAACAAGCGCCAUACUGGCUCACAAGAUGAUAGAGCCAGUCCUUUAACUCCUUCAGAAGCGCUAUUCUGCUCCACUUCUCAAGAUAAUGGUGCACCAAACGUGAGGAUCACCGUCCAAUUCUCGGCACCUCCGCAAAAACGCACUUCGAGAUAUUUGUGCGAGGGCGAUCGACGAGAAAUUAUCAAGCGGAUUGACGACGGUGAACAACAAGCGGCACUUGCAACGGAGUUCAAUGUCAGCCGUGCUGCAGUCUGCAAUCUAUACAAAAAUCGCUGGGACGUUCUCAACCGCGAAGUCGCUGAUCCGAAAGCCAAGCACCCGAAGAAACCCCGUUACAGAAAAUCUAUCCCGUUGCUAACUUCAUCGACCAAUACUGCAGCAUUUGUUGUCGAACGGAUGACAAACUCGUCAGCUAUUUCACCCAUGCUGGCUAAUCCUCCAGUGAGCCUCAGCAAUGCAAGCGUACACUCAUCAGUACAGUCCGAGAUUUCGCCGAGUGGAGAGGAUAAGAUUCGAGCAGUAGCUACCGGUCAAGAUCAUCGUCGAGAUCAGCAGGACCAACUACAAGAUCAACGCAGCCAGUCGAAGCAGUGUGGCACAUUGAGCAACUUGGCGGAAUCCAGACCAUUUUUCGUCCAUGAAGCCUCAGCGCACUCCCGUCCGUGCAGGAACUUGGUCGCGGCGUUACGAGAUAAAGACAUCAGCUCAAUACUAUUCCAGCAGCGAGCGACACGCUUGGUGAGGCUCCUGAUCGAAGAAGCGCUCACAUGUUUGCCGCACGACAGCAAAAACGUCACGAACCAUUAUGGAGAUAUCUGCUGUGUGACGAAAACACUAGACGAACGCGAUAUCUGUGGGGUUUCUAUGGAAGGCCGCGGCAGUGUGUUGCUCCGAGCGUUCUCGGACAUUAACCCGGCAUCGCUUGCGGGUAUCGUGUCCAUUGAUAAGCGGGAUGAUGGUUCGCUAUCGUCUGUGAAGGCACACCUGCCGACUAUCAGGAUGAACCAAGUCGUCUUCCUCUUCGACAUCCAAUGUAUUACCGGAGCUGCCGCGUGUACUGUGCUCCAUUAUCUUACUCAAGAUGAAGAAAUCGCUGCUGAUCAGAUAUAUUUCGUAACAUUGAUCAGCUCUUUCGAAGGUUUGAAACAAGUGUUCAAGAAUUUCCCCGGUAAGCCACUUGCACAUUCAGCUUAA